AAAGGAAAGCAAGAGGAACACAAGAUUUCUCCUUUGAGCAUUAAGCUGAUAUUUGACAUGGUGGCAUUAGGAAAAACGAUGAACAAUCCCACCAGUCCUCAAGAACAAAACCUUUACUCUUUCCAAAUCAAUCCAUAGUAGGUAAAGCAAGAUAUAUGUAUAUACAUUUUAUUAAACUUAGAUGUAGGUAUUUCUAGAUUCUAGACCUCAUGAUUCUUUAAUUGUCCGUGUAAAUGUCGCUUGUCAAGUUCCAGAUAGAUCUAGAUCUUUUAUAUGUUGCCGACAAAGAGAGCAAAGCUUGACAUGGAUGAUGACGGGGGGCGAUUACGUCUGCUGGAAGAUGAGCUUCAGGUCAUUCAGGCAGAGGUGGAACCCAUAGAAGUCAAACGGUCCAGCACAUCCAGAACUGAGUCGGUGACGUACAGACCCACCUACCGAGCAGUUCUCGCUAAAAAUGGCUACCUAGUGAGGAAAACAUUGGGAAAUGGCAGCUACUCAAAGGUAAAGUUGGCUAUAUCACUUAAUAAAUCGAAAUCGCUCGUAGCGGUCAAGAUCGUGGACAGAAACAAAGCUCCUAAAGACUUCCAAACAAAAUUUCUCCCUCGGGAGCUUGAUAUAUGGCCGGGCCUCCGUCAUCCGAACAUAAUCAAAGUGUUAGACGCCUUCGACGAUGGUCGUCGUGUGUAUAUGAUAUUGGAGUAUGCCGAGAAUGGUGACGUCCUGCGUUACAUUCAAAAAGUUGGUGCUCUGGUAGAGAGUUUGGCGAAAGGAUGGACAUGGCAGUUGUGCGAUGCAGUUCGGUACCUGCACGAGCUGAACAUUACCCAUCGGGACUUGAAGUUGGAGAACCUACUGCUUGAUAAGGCCUACAAUAUCAAACUCUGUGAUUUCGGAUUCGUCAAGGGGGACUGCACUCCAAACUUGAGUCAGACUUACUGUGGCUCAAAGUCUUAUGCUGCUCCAGAAAUCUUGAAAGGUGAACCAUACGACCCUAAGAAGGCAGACAUGUGGGCUAUUGGCGUCAUCCUGUACAUAUUUGUCACAGGCAAGAUGCCAUUCGACGAAAGCCGAGGAAACAGCGGAGUUCUAGAAGAACAGAAAAAGUUGGAGUUUCCCUGGCAAAAAUAUAAAAAGGUGACCAGUGAAGAGAGGGCCCUGGUCCUCAAACUGUUCACACAUGACUUCGGGGCGAGGCCAGAUAUACAACGAGUGAUGAGGACCCGAUGGAUGGAGUCUGCCAAUCAGAUUGAGUCCAAGUUAAGUGAACUAGCCACGGAAGGUAAAAACAAUCACCACAGUCACCACUACCAUCACCACCACCAUCACCAUCACCACCACAGACAUCACUCCAGAGAUAAGACCGGAGAGAAAGCAGCGGCUGAGAAACAAGCUCCAACGGCUGCCAACCCAAUGCCUUCCCAGUAGAUGGGACACCUAUGUAUGUUGUAGACAUUAGGUUUGCAUUUUGUGACCUUGACUUUAAAAUGAUGGUUCGCUGUCACUUCUGCCAGUUUCUCGAAGCCAUUCAAGAGGUUCAACUCAAUUUAUUUAUCUUUUGCCUCGUAUACACAGAUCACUGAGACUUUUGAAUAUAAUUUUAUACAAACAUUAUUUCUAUUUUUUGGUGUAAGUAACUCUUUCCAAUAAGAAAAUAAGAAUGAAGUGUUGAUGGACUUAACACUUUGUGCAUGUCUGCCAGGAAUGAUAGUUUUUUUGUUUUUUUUUCCCUUAGUCACAAACUCGCGUCUGCUGUAGAAAUCAUGCGAUAUUUGUCUAUUAAUAUCUACGCUACCAGCCAUGUUAAAACAUUGAGAUGAAUAAAUUAUGUACUCUCAAAGCAAAA
Messenger RNA from Biomphalaria glabrata, 1843 nucleotides. Its product is annotated as testis-specific serine/threonine-protein kinase 3-like. Gene Ontology annotation, biological process: protein phosphorylation; intracellular signal transduction; microtubule cytoskeleton organization. Gene Ontology annotation, cellular component: cytoplasm. The transcript has 4 exons. NCBI's taxonomy places the organism in Eukaryota, Metazoa, Mollusca, Gastropoda, Planorbidae. Gene Ontology annotation, molecular function: protein serine/threonine kinase activity; tau-protein kinase activity; ATP binding. Bases 274 to 1425 code for a protein of 383 amino acids. The record is from RefSeq and is a predicted model, not a curated record.